AACACAGGCAAGAUAAACCAAAUCAUAUCCCUGUUAUCUCAGGCAUUCCUCAAGCAGAGCUGCUAUAACAUGCCCUGUGACGAAAACCCAAGUAUUUCUCAACGCCUUGGAGACCUAGUGCCUCUAGUUGGACAGCCGGACAGAGUCAUGUAUUCCCAGUAUUAUGAGUAAACCGGUGGAGUGUGUUUAUGUGCAUGUGAGAUGUGUAAUAUGACCAAGGGGCAGCUUGAGUACAGGAUAAAAAGGGUGGGAGUUUCCUUCUGGGGUCCUGUCCUAACUUUCUCUCUCACUUACACACACUAACAGCUCUGAGAGAGAUACUUUUACAUGUUCUGAAGGCAUUAUGGACAGCGAGUGACGGGGUAAGACAGCAGAGAACAACUCAGAACAAGAGAAGAGGAUUUUGUCCAGCUGAUCUAGUGUCCUCGCAGUCGGACAGGCAGCAUGUAUUGGGACGUGGCCCUCUGGAGCGCCGGGAUCUGGGCGAUUCUGAGUUUAGCUGCUGGACAACUGACCGAGCAGGAGAAAUCAACCAUCGUGGACAUGCACAACAAGCUUCGCUCUCAGGUUCAGCCCAGCGCCGCCUUCAUGCAAAAAGUGGUGUGGGACGAGACACUGCGUGUGGUGGCGGAAGCUUACGCAGCAAAAUGCAUCUGGGACCACAACCCUGACCUUCAGAAACUCACUUUGGGUGAAAAUCUCUAUCUCACCACUGGACCUUUUAAUGCAACCGCAGCAACGGUUAGCUGGUUUGAGGAAAAUGUGGAUUAUAACUAUGAAAACAAGUUCUGUCCUGAAGACAAAAUGUGUGGCCAUUACACUCAGAUGGUGUGGGCAGACACCAAUAGAAUUGGCUGUGCUACUCACUUCUGUGACACUGUUGAGGGUCUAGGUUUCAGUAAGUCCACUCUUCUCGUCUGUGAUUACUAUCCUCAGGGAAAUGUUCCAGGACAUUUUCCAUACGUGUCUGGAGAGCCGUGCUCAAAGUGUCCAGAAAACCUGCCAGUGUGUGAGGAGGAAAUCUGCGUGCGUGAGAAUCUCUUCCAUCCAUCCGAGGAGCCGGACGUCACUGAAGAUCCGACUGUCUUACCUGAGCGCUCCCGCUGGACCACGGAGCCCGUCGAUUUUCCCCGAGAGCCCACACGUGUGCCUGAUAAAGUAGAUGAGACCGGCAUGAAAAAAACAACGAAACAAAUGAGUCAUGGAUCCAAGAUGGAAAGCGUCACAUCUCAUCUACUGAUGCUCAUCGUGCUGGCGCUUGUUUUGUGAGGGUCUGGAGUGGAUGAGAUCCUUCAUAACCUGAUAAGACACAUACACAACGCAUAAGAUGUGUGUGUGCACUGCAAAAAUGAUUGUCUUCCUCAGUAUUUUUGUCUUGUUUUCCAGUACAAAUAUCUAAACGUUCAUAAAUCAAGAUACAUUUUCUUGAGAAG
This is a messenger RNA of Rhinichthys klamathensis goyatoka, 1433 nucleotides long. Its product is annotated as peptidase inhibitor 16-like. NCBI's taxonomy places the organism in Eukaryota, Metazoa, Chordata, Actinopteri, Cypriniformes, Leuciscidae. The record is from RefSeq and is a predicted model, not a curated record. The coding region runs from base 445 to 1269 and encodes 274 amino acids. Gene Ontology annotation, cellular component: extracellular region. The transcript is spliced from 7 exons.